This is a messenger RNA of Ictalurus punctatus (channel catfish), 1395 nucleotides long. RefSeq names its product replication protein A2 (gene rpa2). The transcript is spliced from 9 exons. The record is from RefSeq and is a predicted model, not a curated record. Bases 147 to 986 code for a protein of 279 amino acids. Lineage: Eukaryota; Metazoa; Chordata; Actinopteri; Siluriformes; Ictaluridae. Gene Ontology annotation, cellular component: chromosome, telomeric region; nucleus; DNA replication factor A complex. Gene Ontology annotation, biological process: nucleotide-excision repair; DNA replication; double-strand break repair via homologous recombination. Gene Ontology annotation, molecular function: DNA binding.
GAAUUCAAAUGUAAUACAGCCUCGGUGAAUGUUCUGCGCGCGAGGAAUACAGACAUUGAGCGCGGCACAUAAAACACAAGGGCUGUCUGUGGAGGCUGUACAUUUCUCUCUUAUAUUGCGAAGAAAUUCUUGCUCAUAGUGAUAAAAUGUGGAACCAAGGGUCGUACGGAGAGGCAAGUAUGGCUGGUGGAUACACUCAGUCUCCAGGGGGCUUUGGCUCACCUGCUGCUUCCCAAGGAGGAGAGAAAAAAGGGAGGACACGGGCACAGCAGAUAGUCCCCUGCACAGUGUCACAGCUCAUGUCUGCAGCCCAGGCGGAGGAUGUCUUCAGAGUAGGCGAGGUGGAGGUUGUUCAAGUUACUAUUGUUGGAAUCAUCAGAAGCACAGAUAAAUCCAUGACUAACAUUCAGUACAAAGUGGAUGACAUGACGGCAGCCCCCAUGGAUGUGAAGCAGUGGGUAGAUACAGAGGAUCCCAGUGUGGACAGCUCAGUCAUUCCUCCAGACACAUAUGUCAAGGUCUCUGGCAACCUGCGUUCUUUUCAGAAUAACAGGUCUUUGGUGGCAUUCAGUGUACGGCCAUUAGAGGACAUGAAUGAGAUCACUUCUCACAUGCUGGAGGUCGUACAGGCUCAUUUGCUGCUGAGCAAACCACAGACCAUGACAGGGGGCGGAGGAGGAGGUAGCAUGAACAGCAGCAUGGUGCCUAUGUCCCGCCCUGGCCAGGGUGGCGUGGGCGUGAGUGGGGGUUACUCUGGUGCCAAUGCCAUGGCCAAUAAUGGAUUAAACCCUAAUCAAAAUCAGGUUUUAUGUCUGAUAAAGAGCUGUCCAGAACCUCAAGGGAUCAGCAUACAGGAGCUAAAACAAAGACUAAGCGGCAUGAGCAUGACUAUAAUCAGGCAGGUUGUGGACUUUCUCAGCAAUGAAGGACACAUCUUUUCUACUAUCGAUGAGGACCACUUCAGAUCAACCGAUCAAGAGGCCUAAGGACCAUCUAUCAUCUUUAAGCACUGCAACAGUAAACCAUCUCUAACUGCCUGCUAAUGAUAAAACUAGAUUAAUCUAUGCUAGCACACGAUGUAACAUUUGAGGCAGUGCAUAUCAUCAGUGCUAGGAAUACGUUGUGGCCAGAAAAUGGUCGGCCUGACAGGUGUUGAACAAAGCAACAUUUAAGAUGCGAGGUUAUUCAUGCAGGCCUCUCAACAGUUCAUGUAGUUUGUGAGGGAAAUAAUAAACUCUUUUGGUACACAUUUUAAUAUUAAUGUACACAGUGUACUUUAAAGACAUUUCUAUCCUUAAAUAAAUUGUUAAUUUGUAACAGUCUUUACAAAUUUUCUUUUUUAGAUGUUACAAUUUGUUUAUUUUUCUUAUUGCCUAAUAAAAAAGAUUAAAACAG